Varanus komodoensis (Komodo dragon) is the source of this 1425-nucleotide messenger RNA. RefSeq names its product noggin-like. NCBI's taxonomy places the organism in Eukaryota, Metazoa, Chordata, Lepidosauria, Squamata, Varanidae. Gene Ontology annotation, biological process: negative regulation of cell differentiation; negative regulation of BMP signaling pathway; osteoblast differentiation. The transcript has a single exon. The coding region runs from base 622 to 1425 and encodes 267 amino acids. The record is from RefSeq and is a predicted model, not a curated record.
AGACACCAAGUCAAGCUGCAGUUGGAGUUAAUGUAUGUAAUCUUUCUGAUCAUGUGUCUGCCUCCACUGACAUUGUGACAUAUCUGGUAAUUUGUCAUGUUUAGUCCUUAUGUUUUGGACUACAACUCCUGUAUCCCACAGUCCACAUAGCCAGUGUAACUUGUGAUAUGUGUUUUAUAGUUGAAUGCAUUUGGAAGGAAGCAGGUUGCCUGCCCUGGAUUUGUAGUGAAGGUCCAGAUCCAGACCCCACUCUUGCCAUUGACACAUCCCUGACUGGGUUAUGCCAGCCCUUGCAUGGGCAUACCAUCUUCCAAACUGCCAAGACAUGCUGCAUCCUUUGCAGUAAGGUCAGUACUGUAAUUACAUGCCAUAAAAAGCACAGAUAACCACAAAUGCCCAGUAGGCUAAAGGGGUAGGUAUUUUUCCUCACUCUGUAUUUGCUAAGGCCCCUGGGAGCAGCAGUGCUCUCUCACAUCAAGGUUUGUAACUAGGGAAAAGGGGAAUGAUUAAGUUCUUGGCCAAAGGGAUCUGCUGACAGCAAAAAGGGGUGGAGAGAAGAGCCCACAGGGCCAGCUUGCUGCAAUUAAAAGGCACUCCAGUCCUGAAGGAACUGUGGCAGCCAUGGAAGUCAGAGCUUGGUUAAUCUGUGUGCUGCUGGAGCCCUGCUGCCAGAGAUCUCAGCAUGCUGGGGCCAUCUGCCUUUCCCAAGAAGGAGACGUUCCCCAAAGGCAAGCUCCCCCACCUCAUAAGAGCAGUAAGAUGGCCCAAGCCAAGCCUGACAUCCGCCUCAUCCAAAGUAAGCCAGGCACCCAAGCAAGGCCCUACAGCCUGUCCCUCUCUCCAGAUGACUACCACCAGUACUUACCAAAACCCAAGCGCCUGCUGCAUGCCACCCGGUUGAUGAAACUGUUGGGCUCUUCCUAUGAUCCUUUCUGGAUGUCUCUUGAGGACCCCCGAGGUCAGAACACAAGCCAAGAAGAAUUGGGCACCCUGAACCAAGACCUGGCUGAACAUACAGCCCAGUUUAGGAAGAAACUCCUGCAGGAGGCCAAGGCACUAGAUUUUUCUGACCUGCUGCCUUCCGAGGAUGGGAUCCCCCACAACCUGAGCCAAGCCCUCCUCCCGCGCCUCCAUCAGUGGUUAGUGGCUAGUGCUUCCUGCCAUCUGAAGUCUUCCUGGGUGGAUAUGGGACCCAUCUUCUGGCCACGCUGGGUGCGCCAUACUGACUGUGACCUAAUGGAUGCUGGAUGCUCAUGGCCUCCAGGCAUGUCGUGCCAGCCUGCACAGACCACCCACAUCAAACUCCUUGCGUGGCAUUGCUGGAUGAACAGGGAUCAUACUUCGAGUCACAGGAAGUCCCUUCAGCAGUGCACUUGGAGGCAAGUCCCAUACCCUGUGGUGGCUGCAUGCAAGUGUUCCUGCUGA